ACGCAUAUGUUGAAAGUGCUGCUUUAAAGAUACUGAAAGUUAAAAGGGCAGGUUAUUAAGUUAAUGCGCUGCAAUUAGGCUACAAAUUAUUCAGUUCUGUCACUCACGAACACGCUUUAUUAACAGCUCAAAAGGUUAUGGUUUUCAUCCGGAACGCACCUCAAAGCAACUUUACGUCAGUAUUCUCAGACUGUCCAUGUUCUCUCAGUAGCGAACAGGCAUUGGAUAGCUGUAUUGAGCAUAAAUACCAUUGGCUCACUCAGCUGUCACUGUUGUGUUUCCGGGCUGAACGUGGCAACGUCUGGACAAAGCACGGUAUGAAUAUGGUAGCAUGGAUUAUUCAAAUUGCCAUGGUGGCAAUGAGUAUCUUAAUCGAAACUGCUGAAGGGAAAAAAGACAAGGUGCUGUAUUGUUCAGCAUGCAGGGCUGUUGUUGAUGAGCUCAAUUAUUCAAUCAGUCAGAUUGAUCCAAAGAAGACCAUUCACGUGGGAGGUUUCCGACUCAACCCUGAUGGAAGCCUGACCGAUAAAAAGGUCCCUCUUGCUAGAUCUGAGGCCAACUUGAGUGAGCUCCUGGAGGGAGUUUGUGAUAGCAUGAGUGACUAUGCGCUGCAUGUGGAUCCAGACACCAAGAAAAAACAAUACAAGAGGUUUGCUCCAAGAGGUUCCGACACUGGGGAUUUUCCUGAUUUUAACCAUUUCAAGUUUGAUGGUCCAGAGGGAUCCAAUUCCCUAAAGUUUGCGUGUGAAAGCAUUGUGGAGGAGUUGGAAGAUGAUAUCCUCUCUCUGUUUGCCAAAGAGACUGACCAUGUGGUCGACAAGUUAUGCAAUGAAGUAUCAGAUCACUGUAGAGAUACCACAUUCCAGAGUGAUGAACUAUAGUUUAACAUGCAUCUCUGCCGUGGAUGAUCGGACCAGUUUAUAUUUUAAAUGAAGAAACUAUGCCUAAAGGAUUUUGUCAGUCAACUUGAAUACACUGAAAUAAAGUUUUUGUAAAUGAUGA
This is a messenger RNA of Esox lucius (northern pike), 1002 nucleotides long. It is a transcript of the gene cnpy1, whose product is annotated as canopy FGF signaling regulator 1. The transcript is spliced from 6 exons. The record is from RefSeq and is a predicted model, not a curated record. NCBI's taxonomy places the organism in Eukaryota, Metazoa, Chordata, Actinopteri, Esociformes, Esocidae. The coding region runs from base 138 to 881 and encodes 247 amino acids. Gene Ontology annotation, cellular component: endoplasmic reticulum.